This is a messenger RNA of Castor canadensis (American beaver), 520 nucleotides long. RefSeq names its product leucine zipper and CTNNBIP1 domain containing (gene Lzic). Gene Ontology annotation, cellular component: cytosol; nucleus; beta-catenin destruction complex. Gene Ontology annotation, molecular function: beta-catenin binding. Lineage: Eukaryota; Metazoa; Chordata; Mammalia; Rodentia; Castoridae. Gene Ontology annotation, biological process: negative regulation of Wnt signaling pathway. The record is from RefSeq and is a predicted model, not a curated record.
AUUAAAAUGGCUUCCAGAGGAAAGACAGAGACAAGCAAAUUAAAGCAGAAUUUAGAAGAGCAGUUAGAUAGACUAAUGCAACAAUUACAAGAUCUGGAGGAAUGCAGAGAGGAACUUGAUGCAGAUGAAUAUGAAGAAACCAAAAAGGAAACGCUGGAACAGCUAAGUGAAUUUAAUGAUUCACUGAAGAAAAUUAUGUCUGGAAAUAUGACUUUGAUAGAUGAACUAAGUGGAAUGCAGCUGGCUAUUCAGGCAGCUAUUAGCCAGGCCUUUAAAACUCCAGAGGUGAUCCGAUUGUUUGCAAAGAAACAACCAGGUCAGCUUCGGACAAGGUUAGCUGAGAUGGAUAGAGAUCUGAUGGUGGGAAAACUGGAAAGAGACCUAUACACUCAACAGAAAGUGGAGAUACUAACAGCUCUCAGGAAACUUGGAGAGAAGCUGACUACAGAUGAUGAGGCCUUCUUGUCAGCAAAUGCAGGUACUCUCCUCAGCCAGUUUGAGAAAGUCUCCACAGACCUGG